UCCGAGUGCCCGAUACAAGAUGGCGGAGUCGGUGGGGAGGGAGAGGCGGAGGCGGGUCCGGACUGAAUAGAGCAAAGCCUGUACAGGACUCCGAGCAAACCUCUCCAAGGCAGGACAGAUGAGGAGCUAUGACCAGUGAAAACCACGGAACAGUAAAGGGAGACUCGGGAAUGGUCAUGUCACCCACCGGGUCCUCUUCACAAGCUUCUCCCCUCACACCCUCCACCAGCAAACCUAUCCAAGAGCUGCCAGUGAGUCUGGUCAUUCUCUCAGAUGAGCUGAUUCAGGCUGGGUGGGCGAAAUGUUGGAGCAAGAGGGAGAACAGGCCGUACUAUUUCAACCGCUUCACCAACCAGUCGCUGUGGGAGAUGCCAGUCCUGGGGCAGCAUGAUGUCAUCUCUGAUCCUCUGGGCUUGAAUGCAGCUCCUGCCUCAGGUGAGGGGGCAGGGGAUCCCGGACUGGGCAAUGGGCAGCGAAAGAGACGCCCAUCGGAGGAGGCCUUCCAAGGGGGUCCUAACAGCUUCAAGAGGCCAAGGGUUGAGAUACCUGUAACUCCAACCACCCCAACAAUACCGAUAUCACCCAGCACACCUGGAGCAAAGCCCUGGAACUCCACUUCAGAUGACAAACAAGGCCAACCCAACACCCCGGCCCCGGCCCCAUAUCGGCCAUCUGUGAUCUACUGGGACCUGGAUGUUCAGACCAAUGCAGUGAUUAAAGAACGAGCCCCAUACGACUACCUCCCUCCCCACCCUGAGAUCGAGCUGCAGCGUGCCCAGCUCACCACCAAACUACGCCAGCAUUACCACGAGCUGUGCUCCCAGCGCGAGGGGAUAGAGCCGCCACGAGAGUCCUUCAACCGCUGGCUACUGGAGAGAAAGGUGGUGGAUAAAGGAGUGGACCCCUUGCUCCCCAGUGAGUGUGACCCUGCCGUCUCCCCCUCCAUGUUCAGAGAGGUCAUGAAUGACAUCCCCAUCAGGCUCUCCCGCAUUAAAUACAAGGAGGAGGCCAGAAAGCUUUUAUUCAAAUACGCAGAGGCAGCCAAGAAAAUGAUUGAAUCGAGAAACGCCACACCUGACAGUAGAAAGGUUGUGAAGUGGAACGUUGAAGACACCAUGAACUGGCUGAGGAGAGACCACUCUGCCAGUAAAGAAGACUACAUGGAUCGCCUGGAGCACUUGCGGAAGCAGUGUGGUCCUCACGUGACUGCUGUGGCCAAAGACUCGGUGGAGGGGAUCUGCUCUAAGAUAUACCAUAUCUCUGCUGAAUAUGUACGCCGAAUCCGCCAGGCCCACCUCAACCUGCUGAAAGAGUGCAACAUCACAGUGGAUGGAGCAGAGAGUACAGAGGUGCAGGGCCGGUUAGUGUAUUGCUAUCCAGUCCGGCUGUCUAUCCCGUCCCCUCCUCAGCCCCGUGUUGAGCUGCACUUUGAGAAUGACAUGGCCUGUCUGCGCUAUAAAGGAGAAAUGGUGAAGGUCAACCGUGGCCACUUUAAUAAACUGGAGCUCCUGUACCGGUACAGUUGUAUUGAUGAUCCAAGAUUCGAGAAGUUCCUGUCACGUGUAUGGUGCCUUAUAAAGAGAUACCAGGUGAUGUUUGGAUCUGGUGUGAAUGAGGGGACAGGCCUACAGGGGGCACUCCCUGUACCAGUGUUUGAGGCCCUUAACAAGCAGUUUGGGGUCAGUUUUGAGUGCUUUGCCUCACCACUCAACUGCUACUUCAAGCAGUUCUGCUCUGCCUUCCCUGACGUUGAUGGUUUCUUCGGCUCUCGAGGGCCGUUUCUGAGCUUCUCUCCUGUCAGCGGCUCAUUUGAAGCCAACCCUCCCUUCUGUGAGGAGCUAAUGGAUGCCAUGGUCACACACUUUGAAGACCUUCUCGAAAACUCCAGUGAGCCGCUGUCUUUCAUCAUCUUCAUUCCCGAAUGGCGUGACCCCCCAACCCCAGCCUUGACGCGGAUGGAGAGCAGUCGGUUCCGCAGGCACCAAAUGACAGUACCUGCUUUUGAACAUGAGUAUCGCAGUGGCUCUCAGCAUAUCUGCAAGAGAGACGAGAUGUACUACAAGGCCGUUCAUGGAACAGCAGUCAUCUUCCUGCAGAACAAUGCUGGCUUUGCCAAGUGGGAGCCCACCACAGAGAGGAUUCAGGAGCUCCUGGCGGCCUAUAAGAUCUCCGGACGCUCACUGUCCUCUCCUGGGCCCUCCUCCGCCAGUGCCGGAGACAAAGACUCCAAACCAGGCCACGAGCGCUCGGCAAGCCUGGACGUUCCAGGAAGCCGAGACAACAGCAGUCCUGUAGACAAGACUGCGCCAGAAAUGGCAAACAUUUAGAUGUGUGAAUGUGUGCGUACGUGUGAGUGAGCUUUGAAACAGUGCUUUUGGGUUGAGACUGACUCUCUGCAUGUUAAGUUCAUGAGUGAGAAUAAAGGAGAGCGAGUGAGAGAGCGCGAGAGAGAGAGAGAGAGAGAGACUCAUACUUAUUUACUUUUUUCUGCCUCAACUAUUUAAAGAGUUAUUCUGGGUUUUUAUUAUUAAUGUCAUCAUAGUUGUUGAGGGUUUUUUUUUUAAUCAAUGUAGUGAUUGUUUGGUCACUAAUUAUUACAUUUUGUUGUUGUUACCGUUGUCGUCUGUAUAAGACGUGGUAAUUCUGGUCAAGUCCUUUUGUUUCUUUGGCCUUUUUAACUUUGUGCUUUGUUCCCUGGCAGAGUUGUCGGUCUGUCAGGUCGAGAACUGAACGUUGAGGAUGGAGGGCAGCGUUUCUUGGAGUUGUGCAUUCUCGUUUGGGUCUGUUUUGUUUCUUUCUUUUCAUGGCAACAGGAGGGAGGUGGACCAGAGAGUAGGCAGCUAUGUUUAUAAGCCUUUAAGAUGAUGCACAUUACAGAGUAGUUGUAGGAUUUGUGCGUAGUUAUUACCUGUGCUAGAGCCAGUUCAUUUUACGCUCCUGUGUGUUGUAGAGGCUCCUCCAAAUGCCCUCGCAAGCCCCAGUGGUCCCUCUUCUGGAACAAGGCACCAGGAGAACUAAACUCUCCUGGGGGUCAAAGCUUGGUCUACAUGGUUUCUUCAAAACUGAAAAAUCGCAAAAGAGGCAAAAAUAGCAAACAUAGCAAAAAAAAAAAAA
Molecule: messenger RNA, 3114 nt
Organism: Colossoma macropomum (tambaqui)
Lineage: Eukaryota; Metazoa; Chordata; Actinopteri; Characiformes; Serrasalmidae
Gene: pcif1
Product: phosphorylated CTD interacting factor 1
Exons: 16
Coding region: 129-2327 (732 amino acids)
Cellular component (GO): nucleus
Molecular function (GO): mRNA (2'-O-methyladenosine-N6-)-methyltransferase activity; RNA polymerase II C-terminal domain binding
Source: RefSeq, a predicted model, not a curated record